This is a messenger RNA of Histoplasma mississippiense, 456 nucleotides long. RefSeq lists its product with no specific name. NCBI's taxonomy places the organism in Eukaryota, Fungi, Ascomycota, Eurotiomycetes, Onygenales, Ajellomycetaceae. Gene Ontology annotation, molecular function: carbon-sulfur lyase activity. The transcript is spliced from 2 exons. The coding region runs from base 1 to 456 and encodes 151 amino acids. The record is from RefSeq and is a predicted model, not a curated record.
AUGUCCACAACCACAUCAACAGCCACAAACUCCCUUCCGGUCCUCGUGGGCGGCUGUGCAUGUUCCUACAUCCUCUAUGCGUCAACCUCCCUUCCUAUCUCUAUGUCACACUGCUUUUGCGUUGAAUGUCGCAAGACCGCGGGCGGACCCUUCCAAACAUACGUCCGCUUCCCCACAGCAGCCAUCACAUGGCUGAACGACCGCCAGCCCAAAUAUUUCUCGGCUAGCACCUUCGCCCGUCGUGGCUUCUGCGACAAGUGUGGCUCCAGUUUGGUGUUCCAGAUGAAUGAGCACCCUGAGAGGAUUUCGCUGGCUGGGGGCUCCAUUGAUGAUUGGGACGUUAAGUGGGGCCAGAGCGGGAAAGGGGAGGAGAGAGGAGAAGCGGAAGCGGGAUCUAAGGAAGAAGGAUGGGAUACGUUGAAUAAAUCAACAGUGUAUUAUUGGACAAACAAGUAA